Messenger RNA from Neodiprion fabricii, 412 nucleotides. RefSeq lists its product as uncharacterized. The transcript has 2 exons. NCBI's taxonomy places the organism in Eukaryota, Metazoa, Arthropoda, Insecta, Hymenoptera, Diprionidae. The record is from RefSeq and is a predicted model, not a curated record. Bases 35 to 397 code for a protein of 120 amino acids.
UUUACUCCAAGGAGAUUAUAGCUUCGUUUCGAAAAUGUCCGUAACACCGAGAAUGCUAUUUUUGCAGCUAGUCUGCAUUUUGAUUGUUUCGGUGACGUCGAAUUAUCAGGGACCGUAUCAUUCCUCGUCGGUCACAACGACCAUUAAUUUACCGGCGGGCUAUGUUCACUAUCCGACAGUAAGUUCAGCCUACAAAAUACAUCAGGAUGGACUCAGUUGGAGUAACGCAAAGGAUGCUUGCAUUGCCGAGGGAGGUCGCCUCGCCGUGAUUGACACGCAUGAAAAAGUUGGAUUGGUAAAUGGGAUCAGGGAUCCAAGCUCCAAUGUGUGGGGAGGUAUUGAGAAAAAGUAUGACGACUGGGUUGCUGCCGACACACGUAUCAUACCGUACAUCUGAAUAUAGUUUUGCAAU